AAAUUAAGAUGCAGUACCAAUUGAUCCAGCCUCAUCAACAAGAGGCUCAAAGUAUUAAGAGUGUGAAUUCAUUUGCUUGGUGGGUUAUCAACUCCAUUGUGAUAUUCCUAAAUGUGUUAACCCAGUUCUAUCUCCACCAAGUGGUAAUCCUUCUUGCCACUCAGGGAGAGCCCCAGUUCCUGGUUCUUCAUGGUAUCCAUAUCGGAUUUACAAUUUAUAACUUCUGGUUCACUGUACUUGGAAAUGUCCCAAAUAACUACUUUGAAGGCUUUAUGUCACUUAUUUCCUUCUUCAUUAGCUCUUACAGCAUUGCUUCAAUGCUUGUAAUGGGCUUCUGGGUGAUGUUUUGGGAGAACCAAUCUCAUGCACAGGCAUUAGCUGUAGUAUUCAUCACUCUUUUCAUCGUUUUUCCAGGACUUCAGUCCCUUACCUACAGAAGAUACAGGAAGGCGAGAAACAUGGACGAUCCAGACACUCCUGAGCCAGAACCAGAGUUGAUCCCAGUCUACAUGCCUGCUGGAUCUUUUGAGCCCAUGAAGCUCCAGAAGAGUCAGAUAAUGAUUUAG
This is a messenger RNA of Moneuplotes crassus, 566 nucleotides long. The record is from the annotation of a GenBank genome assembly. Lineage: Eukaryota; Ciliophora; Spirotrichea; Euplotida; Euplotidae.